CCCCCGUGUUCUUACUACAUCCCCUUUUCCAACAUGUCUGAAUCACGCCUAUACUCCUUUUCCCCCGAGACCAAAGAGAAACUUCGCAAGUUCCGCUUGGGAACUUCCCGCGCCAAGGACCCGCAGGCCAUCAUUUAUGUGAUCGAUAAUAAGAGUCAGGAGAUCCGGCCAGAAGAUGGCGAGGUUUAUACCAAGAUGGUGGAUUUAGCCGACGAGCUUCCUGAAUCGUCCCCUCGGUUUAUCCUCCUCAGCUACCCCCUUACCUUGGCAUCCGGUCGCCUUACGGUUCCUUACGUCCUCCUUUACUACCUCCCCGAGAACUGCAACCCGUCGAUGCGCAUGAUGUAUGCUGGUGCAGUUGAGUUGAUGCGCAACACGGCGGAGGUCAACCGCGUCAUCGAAGUGUACGAAGAGGAUGAUAUUAUCUCUAUCGAAUCGAAGCUGCAAAGUGAGGACUAGCUUCAGCAGCCUCCGACGUGAGACAGUUGGAUUGCAGGCCUUGUUCAGGUUUAUAUAGGUCUUGACGACAGAUUCAUCUUUAAUGACGGUGCUGGCAUUGUGUACAUCUCAACCUAGAUUUAUUCCAAUGAGUUGCAUAUACC
Aspergillus sclerotioniger CBS 115572 is the source of this 602-nucleotide messenger RNA. RefSeq names its product GMF family protein. Lineage: Eukaryota; Fungi; Ascomycota; Eurotiomycetes; Eurotiales; Aspergillaceae. Gene Ontology annotation, molecular function: Arp2/3 complex binding; actin binding. Gene Ontology annotation, biological process: negative regulation of Arp2/3 complex-mediated actin nucleation; actin filament debranching. The coding region runs from base 34 to 459 and encodes 141 amino acids. Gene Ontology annotation, cellular component: actin cortical patch. The transcript is spliced from 4 exons. The record is from RefSeq and is a predicted model, not a curated record.